AUGCGUCUGUCGAGUCGCUCAAAGAGUCAAGCUAGUAGGAAUAAGCUCUGGUCUUCGUCUUCCAACAUCCUCUUCCUCUUGCCAAUCGUCUUCCUCCCGCCAAUCCUCUCCACCCCGCCUCCCCCCCUCUGCUUCUUUGGCCCCCGACCUCUUGCCCAAUCCCUCCCCUGCUAA
Molecule: messenger RNA, 174 nt
Organism: Puccinia triticina
Lineage: Eukaryota; Fungi; Basidiomycota; Pucciniomycetes; Pucciniales; Pucciniaceae
Exons: 2
Coding region: 1-174 (57 amino acids)
Source: RefSeq, a predicted model, not a curated record